Molecule: messenger RNA, 471 nt
Organism: Rhizoctonia solani
Lineage: Eukaryota; Fungi; Basidiomycota; Agaricomycetes; Cantharellales; Ceratobasidiaceae
Exons: 2
Coding region: 1-471 (156 amino acids)
Source: RefSeq, a predicted model, not a curated record
AUGAAUGCGCUAAAAGAAGAGGUCGUAGCCUCCAGCAAUACCGUCGCCUCUGUCACCUCAACCGCUGUGUCAGCAGGUCGUUCCACCGCCUCACGUUCUGUGGCGGCAUCCGCACCUUCCGCCUCUGUUAGAGCAGCCGCCAGUCGCCCAGUUGCCGGACUCCUAAGUGGAGCGGUUCGUACUGAAGCAACACACGCAGUAGCAGCUGAAACCCAGUCGGUACUAGCCAAUCUCUCCACGGCAGCCACGGAAGGAUCAGCGCUCUCUUCAGUACUCGGCGGGACCAUGAAUAUUGAAGGCGGAAUCGCCCGAGGCAAGCUGCCUGAGUUGCGGGAAUUGCGGGAGCAAAUAUCUCAAGCAGCACAACAAGGGUUCGAGGAGCUCGCUGGCGACCAAGCGCCCCGAAUAGAGCCGCCACUAACUCUUACCGAAACUGCUCAGCAAAUCGAGGAGGUUAUAGCCGCUAAGUGA